Penicillium verrucosum is the source of this 486-nucleotide messenger RNA. RefSeq lists its product as uncharacterized. The transcript has 2 exons. The record is from RefSeq and is a predicted model, not a curated record. Lineage: Eukaryota; Fungi; Ascomycota; Eurotiomycetes; Eurotiales; Aspergillaceae. Bases 1 to 486 code for a protein of 161 amino acids.
AUGGCCUCUUUGAACACCAUAGACAAUAUGAAAGAGCACCGCGACUCCUUAAGUUCCGACAAUGACGGCUAUCAGCCUCUCGAUACAACUGAAAGCCCUCCAUUACUUGGGAAUGGAAGCCACUCACUUCGGACUCGCCGGCGAAGGAAAUUUGCGAUCCCUACUCACUGGCCGUGGAUUCUUUCCACAUCAGGGUUUACUUUAAUCUCAUUCUGCCUUCUCGCAAUGGACUGGGCCUCAGCCCCUCCCCGUGGAACCUAUGAGAGCGGAUUCAGUACCGACUUAGAUGCUGCAUUUCCUGCUAUUCAAAUCAACAAGGUUCGAUUUACAGGUGGUCUAUACUACGAUGCGAAUGGAACAGUGGUGCGAAACCGGUUAUCCGAUGGCGGGCCAGAAUGGGUUGGACCACCGAAUCCAGCCACAGAUCGGCUCUGGGACGAUAUAACGGAAAGCAUGUUCUUCAACAUAUCUUUGAAUGAAAUUUAA